Messenger RNA from Porites lobata, 6111 nucleotides. NCBI's taxonomy places the organism in Eukaryota, Metazoa, Cnidaria, Anthozoa, Scleractinia, Poritidae. The record is from the annotation of a GenBank genome assembly.
AGUAAACGAAGCGCGCAUGUGGCAAGGUAAGCUUUUUUAAUUCACUAUUUAGAAAAUGCUUAAAUUGUUUUUUUUUUCAAAUGUAGAAUGUUGUGUUAACGUGGCGAGCAGUUCAGCUCCCGUUCUGAGUUACUAGAAAAGCAAUGCCACAUUUUUUCCAUUUGUGGCAAGUACACUGAAUCACAAGCGAUGCGUACGUAUCGUAACGAUUUGUUGUCUUUUUAUUUAAAUAUUUUUUUGGUUUUUUCUUCUUCAAGUUCAUCCGCCACACAGAGUUCUAAACACUCCGCAACAGACCUUAAAAGGAAGAUAAUUUUUUUUUUCAUUUAUUCUUAAAAUCGAGUCAAACAAACGAAGUGCAAAAAACCCCGAGUGGCUUACCUAUUUAUACUUAAGAGGUAUUGGUUAAAUGAGAGAAACUGCCUUGUUUUCAAAAUUAUCCUCAUAAGCCUUUUCUGUUUGUGAAUAUGAAUACUUCCUAUAUACAAAACGUUUCGUUUUUUGGCCGGAUUCUAAUUUUCCGCACAACUACAUCUGUUAUCUUCAAGCUCAUGCUAUCAGCUAGCAAGGAAGAAAAUUUUCAAAUUUGCGUGGCUUAAUAUUACUUCUUAUAAUCUUAUACAAAUGUAGGUAAAAUUCAUAACCUACUUUUGUUUUCCAAGUUCAAAACAGACCUUGCAAAAUUGACAAAGCUAAGUUCAUUAAGUGGCGUUUAUUUCUAGUAAUUAGAACGUUUUAAGGCAAGCCAAUCGAAAUAUCCGUCCUGAAUCGUUUAAAAGCGUCUUUGAAACCCAUCUCUAGUGUAAAGUCAAUAUUGGAACAAUGGAUCCACCAGUAACUCAAUCUUAUUCACUUGGUCGUGAAUGAUGUAAAAUAAAUGGAUGAUGUCGUUGUCAUUUCUCAGCCCUUACGAACUAUGUACUUGGACUUUUUAACGAGAAACGUUAGAUUUUGAACCCGAAUGUGCGACAUAGUCAUGAUUCAAUAAAUGAAUUGAAAAUCGUGUUUCACCGGUGCACGUGCAUUGCAUCUAUUGGAUAUCUAAGUCUUGUAUUAUAAUAUUGACAAUUUGUUAAAAGGGAAUUGCCAUUUUUAUUUAAUCUACUCUUUACGCUAUUGGAUGGUAAGACUUGAGACGCUGUUAAGUGCCUGCUUAAACCACAAGCGUUAUGGCCUAAGGAGAAUCUCAAGUUACAUUACUUUGCAUCUCAUUAAAGUCAAAGAGUUGAAACGAUUCAAGAAAGUUUCAAGUGACUUGAGAAUAUCAUCUUGCGCAAAGAAAUCCCUUGUGCGUCCAUUAGUAGCCAGAGGGAAAAAUUUAAAUGAAUAUUUACAUAACUUGAGAAAGGUAUCUUGGGAAAGAUUAAGCCUUUGAUAGUACAAACCAUGAUAUUUUCUUUCUAAACAACAAAAACUUGGCAAUUGCGCACUUGCAUGGUUCACUGAAUAGCCACGUGGCUGACGGAUACCACCCAGACCAGUCAAAUCUGCUCCUUAAAUACGUGUUUCUCCUCAACGCCUUACAUGAGACUACUUUUCCUUAUUAGUAUUUACAUGAACGUCUUAUGUUUCAAGAAACUGUUUAACAUAACGCUACCUCGAUGACACUUAACUCUUCUUUCGAGAUGCGAGUUGACUGCUGAUACUAUGCAGUAAUUUAAUAAUUUUCUGCUUUUAGUAAAAGGGCAAAACCAAACUUAUAGUCUUCGGAACCAGAUAAUUAGUUGCCAACUCCCUGGUUUCAGAAUACUCUACUAGGGAAAGAUCUUUUCCCUGCAUCCUCAGCAAAGGACCUUGGGGGUGUUCUAGACCCGCAACUCACUUUUGACGAAUAUAUUUUGGAAACCACCUCAUCCUGUGUGUCAAGCCUCUCGCACUGAGAUCAGUCGUGUUAAACAUUUUUCAAUCGCAACCAGUAAGUUAAUGCCUAAUGCUAAACAUGGUUCAAAAUUGUUUUCUUCAUAACAGCUGCUUACUCGGACUCUUGGCCAUUGCAAAUAAUGUGCAAAUAACAGAGUAUAGUACAGUUUUUUGUGAAUGAAUCUUUUGUAAAUGUCUGAUUUGCAUCAUUCUAUUAUUUUUUCCAUUUGUUUGAAACUUGUUUAAUUAAACAUGCUCUAUUUGGUGUCCGGAAUGGGGCUUCGGUAAAGAAAUUACUUUAUCCCUACACUGUGAUGGAACACCUGAUAUCAUAUUCUCCAUUUACUAUUCAUGCUUGUUUAAUUUUAGGGGUCGCGAAUCUUAGUUCCUUGAAAUCUGAAUUUGCGUAAGAUCUUUUUAUUUUGCUAUGUUGUUAUUUCAAUCCUGUCAAUCCCAAUCAGGUGUAUGUGAAACUGAAUGUGGUAGUCUGACUUCUACAUUAUUCAAGAUUAUGAAAUGAAACGUUCCCAAAGGCCUUACACUUAACACAAUGAACCAAGUUGACAAGACGUUUUCACAAAUUUAAUGGAUCACGUGACGGUAAAUGAUAUCUUAUUUUUCUUCAGGUUAAGCGCCCACUAACUUAAAACAAAUUGACAUUCGAACGGUUUCAUGUGAACCAAAUUCUACACGAAACCAAUUGAAAUGCGUGUCCAGGUCAUAUAACCAAUUUUUAUUUGACUGUGAGUUUUUUUGUCACUUAAUAACUUUUAAACUUUGAUGUCGCCUAAAUCGACCAUAAAUCCAAUUACAUUUGAAAAGAGGUCUUGCAUUCCAAAAACAAUGCUGCAAAACGUUUUCUGUAAAAACAAUUUUCCUAGUGCGCACAAGCUCUAAAGAAAAAAAAAAGGAGUCAUAAAUUUUUAUCUUACUAUGGAAACACUUUCAAGAACAAAGAGGUGUUUACAUGACAAUGGGGCGAAUUUCGCGCAGGCGUGAGUUUACUCCGGUUCUCUCUCGUGGCUCUGUAUUUGUUUAUAUGAUACCAUCACCUAGGUAUUUAACCAGGGUAAACCCCUCAGUGGUCAAGCGAGCCACCACAAAAUGUCGUGCCGGCGCGAGUCACACCGGUGUGAGUUCACCCCGGUUGUUGCACCGGAGCGAGAAUUUCACUCCGGUAAGAAAUUUCGUAACGUUAUUAAUAUGUGAACUCGAAACGACCCCCCGUUUCGGUGUGAAAUCGGUCUGCCGGUCGACUGGAACUUGUAGCACAUGCGUAGUUUUUGUCAAUUCAGGAUGGCGUCGUCCUGUUCGUCAUGGGACGAGGAAAUAGCAUUCAAACAUGUAAACGCGAUAUGAUAACAGGAAGUCAUCCCGGUAUGAAACUCGCGCCAGUGCGUGUUUUCUCAUGUUAACACCCCUUAAAGCUCACUUGACCAGCUUUAAGCGAAUUUCAUGUCGAUCGGCCUUUUUCUUGGAGAGAGACCAUUCUCUUAGCUUCUUGGGCAGAUUAAUGCGAGUGACCCGCUUCUUAAGUUACCUGAGCAUCAGUUUGAAAUUGUCAAAAACGGACUAAUUUUUCCUCCUUCGGACCAGAAUAUAUCAAUAACAAUUAUUUACGUGUUCCUUUGCGUGUUCAGCUGCUUAGCAUAAAAUUAUCAAAGCGAGCAUACAUUCAAAUAUUUUGACUGCCUAUUUGCUACCAGAGACGAUUUUUUAAAAGUUUGGCUUUAAAAAAUUCUAACCAGGAGCUUGAGCAGUUGGAGUGCCUGAAAAAAUCCAAGGCAAAAAUUUUCCUGGUCUCUCAUCUUUGAACCCUGACAUGUACAUUCCAGCGCUUUCAGUUUUUAGACGUUUUGUAAUAAAGCAGACUAAUUACAGCUCUGAGGACUAACACUUUAAUGUGCGAAGAGCCGCUUUUAUGCAAAUAUGAAGCAGUUUAGUAUAAAACAUGGGAAUUGCUAUUUCUGUAAGUUUACAAACCUACUUAAUGCUGAAUUUGACUAAAUUUGACGAAUUAUAUUGAAAAAGAUUAAUUUGAAACAACGUAGUUACGCGAUCUUGCCAUAGUGAAGCGUAGUUGUUAUGAAAUGUCAUUUAACACAAACCACUCGAUAUGUUUAUAUUAAACUACUCAAACACUUAAGACGCAGAAGUUGUUCAUUCGCCAGUUUAAUAGCGAAGAUUACACUUAUUAAGCACAACACGAAACUACAAUUGCCCUAGAUAACGGAAAAACUUGAGCUGAAACAAAUUUUUUAAUAACGACUAGGAACCCUUUAGGUAAGUUUGAAAACUUGUUAUUACAGAGGUAACUACAAACCAAACGACGGAGGAAUUUUUUUUGCCGAACUAAAAAGUAAAAUAAUUUUGAUUACUUCUGUUGCCUCUUCGAUGAUUAGGACAGUGGUAGAGUAAAAUCAAUGGCAAUCUCACACGGUUAGUUUGAGGGGAAUCUUGAAAAACUCAGCUUAAUCAUCAGCUUGAUAUGUGUAUAUAGGUUUUCUGCUUCAUAUUGGUAAUCGAUUAAAUGAAAAUGGUUUAUUUAAUGGCACACUCUGUGUGCUGUUUAAAAUGGGAAUGCCAAUUUCCACUUCGGCCUUGCUGAAGGCUAAAGCAAAUGGUAGCAAGGUAUUCCUGUGAAAAUAGUUCUUUGUCUCGAUCUGUUAAUAAUUUUUUAAAAUACGAUAAGAAUAAAGAAAUUAUGGGUCAAGAAACAAUCACAUGUUAGGUGGCUUAGCCUUUUAUCUCUGACUUGUGUUACAUUUACCUAACACGAAAGGUUCAGCCGUUGAAGCCAUACAACACAAAGUAUCACAUCUUAUAUGGAUCGGCAUAUGUUGCCUCUGUCUUUUGAUUUCCCAUGUGUCCUUUUUAAUUUUUUCCCCUUUUUAAAAAGGGAGGUGGGAGAAACGUGUUGUAGUAUUGACUUAUGAUUGAAGCUGUUUCGCUCUUUCGUAGGCUGUAGAAUGGAGGCAUUAAAUCACACAGAGAGAUCUAACAUAACUGAUCACGAAGGUCCAGAAAGCGACGGAGAUGACUACAGUAACGAGGAAACGGAUAACGUAACAAAGAUAGUCUUCGUUACUGCUUACAUCAUCAUUAUCAUUUUUUCGUUGGUUGGCAAUUCGCUCGUCAUACACCUCGUGCGCACGCGUGGGCAUAUUCGCAAAAACCCUUUCAACUGGCUUUUGGCAAACACGGCUGUUGCUGAUGCGAUAGAUGUGAUCACAGCUUCCUCUUCCUUAUUACCGCAAUUGCUAGUUGGUUCUCGAUGGAUACCAGGAAUAGUAGGUACAAUUCUCGUCAAGAUCAUCCCAUACCUCUUGCUCGUCUCCAUUUGUGUUGCCAUCUGGACGCUAACAGUGAUUGCCGCUGACCGGUAUCUGGCUAUUGUAAGCGUCCGACCAAGGACACUGUCAUCCCGAUCUGUGGUGCGUGUCAUAGUCGCCCUUUGGUUGUGUGGUGGAGUGAUAUUCAGUGGCCAGUUGUACAAGUUUCAAACAGAGGUAACCGAGGACGGAACAACUGAGCGCUAUGACGAUUGGCACGUUUCAGAGAAGACAUCUGAGACUAUCUACAAGGCGGAAAUGAUUUUAAGAUUUGUUUUAACCUAUGCAGCCCCCCUGAUCAUUAUGACAAUCUUUUACUCCUUGAUCGGCCUCUUCUUAUGGAGACAUAAACCACCAGGGCACGUUAACAGACAGGCUUACGCAAAACAGGCAAGAAAUCGUCGGGCAGUUAUCAAGAUGCUGAUCACAGCUGUGACGGUGUUCACCAUCUGCUGGCUCCCAGUACACUUUGAUCACAUAAUGUCUAAGUUUUACGAAGAGGCGUACGAGGGAGUGCCCACUAUUGUGCAGUAUUUUUUCUACUGGCUUGCUCACGCAAAUGCUGCAAUUCACCCCUGGCUCUUUAUUGCUUUCAGCGAAAACCUAAGGGCGGAAACGAAAGCAAUAUUUCGAUGUGCCUGGUACUGGACGCCAUAUAGUCAGAAUCAACUACCAGCAACCACGUCGACGCAAAGUUCGAGGGUCACAUCUUUACAGUCAAAACCAUCAACAUAUCUCGCAGCACCAAGGUCCUUGAAUGACAUGAAUUCCAAUCUUGGUCUGGAAACGAAGUUCUGAAAUGAUGUUUUUGUACUUGGCUUUCCUAUCAAGGAACGAUCAUAUUCAGGAAACUUGAACAAAGGAAGGAAAACUAUUGACAACUGGGACGGUGGGUGGGGUGUAGGUGGAGAUUAAUGUU